Vanrija pseudolonga is the source of this 1656-nucleotide messenger RNA. RefSeq names its product General alpha-glucoside permease. Gene Ontology annotation, cellular component: membrane. Lineage: Eukaryota; Fungi; Basidiomycota; Tremellomycetes; Trichosporonales; Trichosporonaceae. The transcript is spliced from 6 exons. The record is from RefSeq and is a predicted model, not a curated record. Bases 1 to 1656 code for a protein of 551 amino acids. Gene Ontology annotation, molecular function: carbohydrate:proton symporter activity. Gene Ontology annotation, biological process: carbohydrate transport; transmembrane transport.
AUGACAGCGAAACCAAACUCGGACACCGACAAGCCUUACGACCUUGACGACAAGGUCGAAGCACAGCACCUCGAAAUGGCGGUCAAACAUGCCGGUGGCGACAACGCCGAGGCUUCCGGCGCCAUUGCGAUCGAGCGAAUGGAGCACGAGAUGGGCCUCUGGGAGUCGCUGCGCAACUACAAGGGCGCCGUGUUCUGGUCUUUGGCAGUGUCCAUGUGCAUUAUCAUGGAAGGUUAUGACCUCGCUCUUGUGGGCAACCUUAUCGCACUCAAAGCUUUCCGCGAAAAGUUUGGUAUCUACGUCGAUGAGCGACAAGGUUAUCAGAUUUCUGCACCAUGGCAGUCGGCCGUGACUCAGGCGCCUACCAUCGGAGCCUUCUUCGGUGUGCUCAUCGCCGCCUACAUGGCCUCCCGCAUGGGCUACAAGUGGACGCUUCAAAUCUUCAUGAUCAUGAUGACGGCUUCCAUCUUCGUCGUAUUCUUUUCGACCUCACUUCCAGUCCUGUUUGUCGGCCAGUUCUUGUCCGGAGUCCCGUGGGGCGCGUUCAGCGUCAUCCCGACUGCGUACGCCUCCGAGGUCGCCCCGGUUCGUCUCCGUGUCGUCCUCACCUCCUACAUCCAGAUUUGUUGGUGCAUCGGCCAAUUCGUUACGGCAGGUGUGGUCUACGGCGUCAAGGAUAUGGAGGGACAGGUGAGCGAGAGUGGGGGAAUGUGUUCUGACAGGAAGUGGGCAUACCGAAUUCCAUUCGCACUCCAGUGGGUGUGGCCUGCUGCCCUUCACAUAGUCCUCCUCUUCGCCCCCGAAUCGCCUUGGUGGCUCAUUCGCAAGGGUCGUGUGGAGGAAGCCGCCAGGGUCGUCAAACGACUAGGCAAGAUUCCUCGUGAGAACACCCAAGCAUAUGUCGCCAUGAUGGAACGCACGUCCGAGAUUGAGCAGCGGGUGACUGCCGGGGCUUCCUACGCCGAGUGUUUCAAGGGACCAGCGCUCAGGCGUACUCUGAUCGUUUGCUGCACGCACGCAUUUGCCAAUUUCACCGGUCUCCUCGUUAGUAAUCUUGGAACAUACUUCUUCCUUGUCGCUGGAUUGAGCGAAGACCAGGCUUACGGUUUAGGCCUCGGCAACACGGGUAUCCAACUCUUCUGCGUCAUUCUUUCGGUCGGGUUGUCAUCACGCUUCGGACGUCGUACCCUGGUCUUGUGGGGCCUUGGAUUCAACUGCCUUUGUCUCUUGAUUAUGGGCAUUCUGGCCUGCGUCAAGCAGUCAACUGGCGUUACCUGGGUUCAAGGCAUCCUUGUCAUCAUCAUCGGUGCACAGUGGGGUCUCACUCUUGGCCCAAUGUGCUGGACCAUUGUCGGCGAAACAUCUUCUCUUCGGCUCCGUGCUCUUACCGUCGGCCUUUCUCGCGACGCCUACUACCUGUCUUCAGUCGUCCUCGGAAUUGUCAACGCUUACAUGCUCAACCCUACCGGCUGGGGUCUCGUCGGCAAGACCGGAUUCUUCUACCUUGGCACCUGUGGGCUUGUCUUGGUCCUCGCCUACUUCUACCUGCCCGAACUCCGAGGCAGGUCUUAUCGCGAGAUUGACAUCUUGUUCAGCCGACGUGUCAGCGCUCGCAAGUUUUCCUCUACCGAGGUUGGCGAACAUGACGAGGAGUAG